CGCUCAGAAUACCGGAAGUAAGCAAAUUCCCAAUAUGUCUGCGCCCGAUGAGGACACGUUUGCCGAGGAAGGAGCCGAGAUGGAAGAGAUGGAUGAAGCUGGCAGCGACGAUGAUGAGGGAGUAGACAUGGAGGAGGAAGGAGCGGGCGGAGAAGGAGAAAAGAAGGUGUACGUCCCCGGGAUCGAGCCGCUUCAGCCCGGAGAGGAGCUGGAGAUGGACCGGUCCGCGUACCGCUUGUACCACGAGUGCCAAACAGGUGCGCCAUGUUUGAGUUUUGACGUCCUGAGAGAUGGCGAUGGAGAGGGCAGGGAGCAGUUUCCUCUGUCCAUGCAGCUGUGUGCGGGCACACAGGCGGACACAGCUCUGAGCAACAGACUUCUCGUUUUGCGCAUGCACAACCUUCAUGGAACAGAGAAAGAAAAAGAAGGGGAAGAGAGCAGUGAUGAAGAAAGUGAUGACGAUGAGGAGGAUGAAGAUAAGAAGCCAAGGAUGGAACUGGCCAUGAUGCCUCACUAUGGAGGCAUCAAUAGAGUCAGAGUGACUCAGCGUGGAAAACAGUCUCUGGCUGCUGUGUGGUCGGAGAAGGGACAGGUGGAGAUAUUUGACCUCCAAUCUCAGCUGGAUGCCGUGCACAGCUCUGCUGCCAUGGCAGCUUUUGUCAACCAGCAGAAAGAAGCUACAGCUCUCUUCAGUUUCUCAGGACACAUGACUGAAGGAUUUGCAAUUGAUUGGUCACCAACAGUAGCUGGUCGUCUUGUCAGUGGUGACUGCAAAAAGAACAUCCAUGUCUGGGAGCCACGGGAGGGAGGGACUACAUGGCAGAUCGACCAACGACCUUUCAGCUCCCACAGCAAGUCCGUGGAGGAUCUGCAGUGGUCGCCCACUGAAGCUACAGUUUUUGCAUCGUGUUCAGUGGAUCAGUCAAUCCGUGUCUGGGAUAUCCGUGCUCCUCCAAACUCCAUGCUUUCAGCCAAUGAAGCCCACUCAUCAGACGUCAAUGUGAUCAGCUGGAACAGGAGCGAACCAUUCAUCCUGUCGGGAGGGGAUGAUGGGCUUCUGAAAGUGUGGGACCUGCGUCAGUUUAAGACCGGGCGGCCUGUGGCAAACUUCAAACAGCACACUGCUCCCAUCACGUCCGUGGAGUGGAGCCCCAUGGACUCGAGCGUGUUCGCUGCCUCGGGUGCCGACGACGUCCUCAGCCAGUGGGAUCUGUCCGUGGAGUCGUGUGACGUGGGUGCCAGGGUGGAGGGGGUGAAGGACUUACCCCCCCAGCUGCUGUUCCUGCACCAGGGUCAGUCAGAGAUCAAAGAGAUCCACUGGCACCCACAGAUCCCCGGUGUGAUGGUCUCCACAGCCCUGUCAGGGUUUAACCUGUUCAGGACUAUAUCAGUGUAGUGUGUGUGUGUAUUUGUUCUGAGUGUGAAUGUGUGGAAAAGAAACAUACGAUGUUUGCUAUUUUAGUGGUGCACAUCAUAUGUGUGUUAGGAGCAAUAAUGUCCAGUAUGUUCAAAAAUGUAUAUAACAAGCUGUGCAGCUGAUAAUUGCUCCUUUUGACAUUUAUUGGCCAACAUGGCGCCAUAAGGUGUUAUAAUCUUUACCUUUAAACUUUCUGUAUGUUCUACAGAUUAAAUAUUUUAGGCAUUCCCUGUUGCAUGCUUAAAAUAAAAUGUUUAAAAACC
This is a messenger RNA of Labrus mixtus (cuckoo wrasse), 1680 nucleotides long. RefSeq names its product glutamate-rich WD repeat containing 1 (gene grwd1). The record is from RefSeq and is a predicted model, not a curated record. Gene Ontology annotation, molecular function: protein binding. Bases 35 to 1396 code for a protein of 453 amino acids. The transcript has 7 exons. NCBI's taxonomy places the organism in Eukaryota, Metazoa, Chordata, Actinopteri, Labriformes, Labridae.